AUACAUACACACACGAAUUCCUUUGACUCAAUCCCUCUCUCCCCAUUUUUCCCGGCAAUGCUUCAAUUUUAUCUCGAGAUCUACAAAGCCUCUUCAUUUCCUCUCCAUCAAUCCAUCUCCGCAUCUGCUUAAUCAUCUUCAAAAAGGGGGGAAAGAAUAAUUGGAUGGUGGAAAGGGGCAGAGAGAGAUUUGGGGUUUGAUGGGCAAUACAUGCCGUGGAUCAUUGGGAGACAAGCCUUCAGAGGUGUACAGUGAGCCGGAAGAGCAGCUGAAUUCGAAGUCCGAGUCCUCCUCCCGGAGCGGUGAAGACGCCCACCCGAGCCCCAAAAAGGAGCAUGGUUUGCCGCCGGUGAUCUGCCCCAGCAAAGACAGCAACACCAGCAGCAGCAUCAUCAUGACCCGAGGCAUGGCCAACCAGGCUCACUUCGUCAUGGGCCACAAGACUGCCAACAUUCGCGACCUAUACGUGCUCGGGCAUAAACUGGGGCAGGGGCAGUUCGGUACGACUUAUCUCUGCACUGAGAUUGCCACAGGUUUACAAUUCGCUUGUAAAUCGAUAACGAAGAGGAAGUUGAUCUCCAAGGAGGAUGUGGAGGAUGUUAGGAGGGAGAUUCAGAUAAUGCACCAUCUGUCUGGUCACAAGAAUAUCGUCACAAUUAAGGGGGCGUACGAGGACACUCUGUAUGUCCACAUUGUCAUGGAGCUUUGCAACGGAGGUGAAUUGUUCGACCGGAUUAUACAGAGGGGGCACUACACGGAGCAGAAGGCGGCUGAGCUGACUAAGAUCGUCGUAGGUGUUGUUGAGGCUUGCCAUUCGCUCGGAGUUAUGCAUAGAGAUCUUAAACCAGAGAAUUUCUUGUUGGUUAACAAGGAUGAUGAUUUCUCUCUUAAAGCUAUUGAUUUUGGGCUCUCUGUUUUCUUCAAGCCAGGGCAGAUUUUCACUGAUGUGGUCGGAAGCCCGUAUUAUGUUGCACCAGAAGUUCUGUUGAAGCAUUAUGGGCCACAAGCAGAUGUAUGGACAGCAGGAGUCAUACUCUACAUAUUGCUUAGUGGUGUGCCUCCGUUUUGGGCUGAAACACAGCAGGGGAUAUUUGAUGCUGUUUUGAAGGGUCACAUUGACUUUGAUUCCGACCCAUGGCCACUGAUAUCGGAGAGUGCUAAGGAUCUUAUUCGGAAGAUGCUAUGCAUGCAUCCUGCAGACCGUGCGACUGCUCAUCAAGUAUUAAGUCAUCCUUGGAUAUCUGAAAAUGGUGUUGCUCCUGACAGAGCCUUGGACGCGGCUGUACUUUCUCGCCUUAAGCAAUUUUCUGCAAUGAAUAGGUUGAAGAAAAUGGCUUUGAGGGUAAUAGCUGAAAGCUUGUCAGAAGAGGAGAUAGCCGGCUUAAGAGAAAUGUUUACGGCCAUGGACACUGACAACAGUGGCGCGAUCACAUUUGACGAACUCAAAGCUGGUUUGAGGAAAUAUGGUUCCACAUUGAAGGAUACAGAAAUUCGUGAUCUUAUGGAUGCGGCUGAUGUAGACAACAGUGGGACGAUUGAUUACGGAGAAUUUAUAGCAGCGACGAUGCACUUGAAUAAGCUCGAGCGUGAGGAACAUCUUUUGGCAGCGUUUCGAUAUUUUGACAAAGAUGGAAGUGGCUAUAUUACAUUUGAUGAACUCCAGCAAGCUUGCGAAGAACAACACAUGUCGGAUAACUUCCUUGAAGAUAUCAUCAAAGAAGUUGACCAAGAUAAUGAUGGAAGGAUCGAUUAUGGGGAAUUCGUUGCUAUGAUGACAAAGGGUAAUGCUGGCAUCGGAAGGCGGACAAUGCGAAACAGCUUGAAUAUGAGCAUGAGAGAUGCUCCAGAUGCCCUCAGCUUUUCGCUUUAAACUUGCCACAGGUCUAGUGAGACAGCAUACCCCUUACCUGACCUUCACCCAUCAAUUCAAUCCUGAUUGAUUGUCCUAUUAAACCGUUAGCCCAACUCGCAUAGGACGAGGGCGCAGUGUACAGGAAGAAGAAUGUUAAACAAGGUUCGGCUAAAUAUGCCUCUUAAAGUAAUGCGUGUUCGACAGUACCCGUGUCUCUGCGAAACUAGACAGGUUGUGACCUUCAUACUGGAGAUAGGAAUGUUGUAAUUUAGAUAGUGAACUUCUGCUACAGCUGCUGGUGCUUGGGAAUCUAUUUUUUAGUGUUGUAAUUUUGUCUUUCUUUUGAUUUAUACCAACAUCAUAUACAUUAGUAUUUAACGAAAUGCAAUCAAUUUUCUACAAGCAAUAACUGAGUAUUUGUAGAUUCUAUAA
Messenger RNA from Salvia splendens (bonfire salvia), 2284 nucleotides. Its product is annotated as calcium-dependent protein kinase 26. Lineage: Eukaryota; Viridiplantae; Streptophyta; Magnoliopsida; Lamiales; Lamiaceae. The transcript is spliced from 9 exons. Gene Ontology annotation, molecular function: ATP binding; calcium ion binding; protein kinase activity. Bases 200 to 1870 code for a protein of 556 amino acids. Gene Ontology annotation, biological process: protein phosphorylation. The record is from RefSeq and is a predicted model, not a curated record.